UUUUUUUAAUCUCUCUCUCUCUUCUGCUCCCUUUGAUUCAAAUUUUUCAUCUUCAACCUUGCAAAUCUUGUCUUUUUGUACUUCUAAUGGAGUUUUUUUUGGUUAAUCCCUGCCUUUUUCUCUUUGUCCUUCACGAGGAGCUGUCAGAUUAUACCCUUUUUCAAACCCAAAACCAGACCCAUCUUCGAUCUUCUUUUCAACGUUUUGGAUCCAUCUUUUCUGUUUCUUUUUGUCUCUCUUCUGGGUGUAUGCGUAUCCAUUUCUCUCUGUUUUUUUUGGGUUUUUUUUUUCCUCUGUUUCUAACCGGAAUUGUUGAAACCCAGAUUGGAUUUUGGGUGUUGUGAAUGUGAUUCAAACUUUUACUACUUAUUGUUUCUUUCUCUAGAGUUUCAGAGAACGAGAAUCAGAAUGGGGAAGGCAACGAGGUGGUUGAGGACGUUAUUGGGGAUGAAGAGAGAAAAGAACGCCGAUCAGAAUUCAUGUGAUAAAAGAGAGAAGAAUCGCUGGAGUUUCUCCAAAUCUGGGAAGGAAUUCACUGGAAAAGUUCAGAAUCUGCCACCGCCGCCGCCGAGAAAAGCGGUGGCGGACGCCGAUUGGCAGAGAUCCUAUAAUACAGAAACAGAAGAAGAGCGGAAUGAGCAUGCGAUUGCCGUCGCCGCCGCGUCGGCUGCUGCUGCUGAUGCCGCUAUGGCGGCUGCUCAGGCGGCUGUGGCGGUUGUUAGGCUGACGAAUCAAACCAGAGGAGGUGCUCUGUUCUAUGGAGGGAAUGAGAUUAUGGCGGCUCUUAAAAUUCAAAACGUUUUCAGGGGAUUUUUGGCAAGAAAGGCGCUUCGAGCGUUAAGAGGAUUGGUGAAAUUACAAGCUUUAGUUAGAGGAUUUCUCGUUCGAAAACGAGCUGCUGCAACUUUACAGAGCAUGGAAGCUCUGUUCCGAGCACAAACCACCGUCCGAUCACAGCGUGCUCGUAGUCGUUCCAAUAACGAAGAGAACAAAUCCCAACCGGAGAAGUCGGCGGACAUCGACGUCAGAUCCCUUUACUCCAACGAAAUUGAAGACCCAAAAAUCGUGGAAAUCGACACACUCUUCAGAAGACCCAAAUCAAGAUCCCGUCGAUUCAACAGCCUUCUCCCGGAGUUGGCGGACGACCGGGCAUCGCCGUAUCUCUGGACAAUGGCGUCGCCGGCGAGAUUCUCGGGAGGGGAGUGGUUUUUUGCGGGUGGAGAGGAAUGUGGGCGGAUGUCGACGCCGACGGCACACAGCACGCCACGAGUGGGGAACAGCGGGUGGGGGGCGGCGGCGGGGGUAGCGACGCCGACGAGGAGCGUGUAUGGGGAGGGGUAUUUUCGUGGAUAUUCGAAUUAUCCGAAUUACAUGGCGAGUACGCAGUCGUUUAAGGCGAAAUUGAGGUCGCGAAGUGCGCCGAAACAGAGGCCGGAGGUGUGGACGAAGAAAAGGGCGGCGUGGAAUGAGGUGAUAGGGCCGAGAAACAGCAUUAGCAGCGUUAGGAUGCAGAAAAGUAGCCGCGGAGAAGAAGAAGGAUUUUAUGAACUGUGAAAUUUCUUCUUCUUUUUUGUUUUUUGUUUUUGUUUUUGUUUUUUUGGGUGUUUGUGUAAAUUCAUCGUUUCACAAUCAAACUUAAAUUGUAAUGUUUUCUUAAUUUU
Messenger RNA from Cucurbita moschata (crookneck pumpkin), 1661 nucleotides. Its product is annotated as protein IQ-DOMAIN 14-like. The record is from RefSeq and is a predicted model, not a curated record. The transcript is spliced from 3 exons. Bases 409 to 1554 code for a protein of 381 amino acids. Gene Ontology annotation, molecular function: protein binding. Lineage: Eukaryota; Viridiplantae; Streptophyta; Magnoliopsida; Cucurbitales; Cucurbitaceae.